Molecule: messenger RNA, 177 nt
Organism: Funneliformis mosseae
Lineage: Eukaryota; Fungi; Glomeromycota; Glomeromycetes; Glomerales; Glomeraceae
Source: the annotation of a GenBank genome assembly
GUGAUCAGGGAUUAUUUUGAUGAAACGCCCGUGGAAGAAUGGGCGUAUCUUCACUUUUUAGAAUCUUUCGAGCCCGUCAUUAUGUCAACUAUAGAUACCGCAAAAGAUACAGACAAAGGAACAUGGAGGAAGAGAUUUGUUACGCGUUUAGAUAAGAUUGCAAAUGAUGAUGCAUAG